AUGAACCCCACCGUUGACGGAUCUGCAUCCGUGGCCGAGCCGCCCGCCCAGGAUCUGACUGGACUGAGGCUCAAGAUCGAUGCUGUGGACCAGAGCCUGGUCAACCUGCUCAACGAGCGGGCCAACAUCUCGAUCGGCAUCGGCAUGGCCAAACGAGCCGAGAUGAAACGCAAGGGUUUGUCCGAGGACGAGCAGAAGACCCACGUUCACAUCCCCGCCCGAGAAGUUGAGGUCUACCAAAAGAUCAAAUCGCUGAACCAUGGUCCUCUGUCUGACGAUGCCGUCCACGCCAUCUAUCGCGAGAUCAUGUCGGCAUCCAUCUCGCUGCAGAAGGAUGUGACCAUCGCUUUUCUUGGCCCUAAAGGCACCUUUACUCACCAAGUGGCCUAUGAGCGGUUCGGCGACUCGGUUGGAUACUCCGAGCAGACCACCAUUGCCGAUGUCUUUGCGGCUGUUGACUCCGGCGCCGCCACGUACGGGGUGGUGCCCUUUGAGAACUCGACCUUCGGGAGUGUGACCCAGACGCUGGACAGCUUUAUCAUCAACAAUGUCCAAGUGCGUGCCGAGGACUACCUAUCUAUUCAUCACUGUCUCCUCGGCAAUACGCCUCUGGAACAUGUCAAGCGCAUCUACAGCCAUCCCGAGGCUUUCGGCCAGUGUCAGCGGUGGCUCAAAGAAAAUGCCCCCCAUGCCGAGCGGAUCACUGUUGCGUCGACUGGUCUUGCUGCCGAGAUGGCUGCCAAAGAGAAGAACGCUGCGGCCAUCUGCAGCCGUGUCUGCUCCGAGCUUUAUGGCGUCGACAUUAUCGAGAAAAACAUCGAGGACCUGAAGAACAACACAACCCGCUUCUUCAUCAUCGGCGACAAAUCAGAGAGCCCAACCAAAGACGACCGUACCCUUAUGUACUUUACGGUCGACCACCGCCAGCCUGGCGCCCUCUGUGAUGCCCUGAACGUUAUCAAGAACAAAAACAUCAACCUGACCAAAAUCGACUCUCGCCCAUCUCGUCAGCGUCUGUGGCACUAUAUCUUCUUUAUUGAAAUGGAGGGCCAUGUGGAUAACACAAACGUCAGAGAAGCCGUGUCGGAGCUAAAGAACUUUUGCUUGGAUGUGAAGAUCCUUGGCUCAUAUCCUAACCAUCGUCGCGUCGAGACGCCGUAA
Messenger RNA from Polychytrium aggregatum, 1161 nucleotides. Its product is annotated as Prephenate dehydratase-domain-containing protein. The transcript has 6 exons. The record is from RefSeq and is a predicted model, not a curated record. Gene Ontology annotation, biological process: chorismate metabolic process; L-phenylalanine biosynthetic process. Gene Ontology annotation, molecular function: prephenate dehydratase activity; chorismate mutase activity. Lineage: Eukaryota; Fungi; Chytridiomycota; Chytridiomycetes; Polychytriales. Bases 1 to 1161 code for a protein of 386 amino acids. Gene Ontology annotation, cellular component: cytoplasm.